CUCCUAGCUAGUUUCUUCAAUAUUCAUAACACAUUUAUCAUAUUCUCUUACUAACAAAUACAACUAUUAUGGCACCUCAUGGAGAUUCAUUACCUAGCUCAAUCUCUAGGAGCAACAACAUUGUAUGCUCCAAACCACCAAAACCUAAUUCAUCUCAACUCAACAACAAUAACAUUCAAAGAACAAUCUCAGACAUAUCAUUUGAACUAUCAAAACAAGACCUUGAUUUAACGCAGCUUCCACCGAUAACUGAAGUUGAAGAUGCAAAGUGUGAAUGCUGUGGCAUGUCGGAAGAGUUUACACCUGAGUACAUAAAACGUGUACGUGACAAAUACUUAGGGAAAUGGGUUUGUGGUUUGUGUUCUGAGGCAGUGAAAGAAGAGUUGGAGAAAAAUGGUGGGAACAAUAUUGAAGAGGCUUUGAGUGCACACAUGAGUGCAUGUGUUAGGUUUAAUAAAUUUGGAAGGAGUUUUCCUGUUUUGUUUCAAGCUGAAGCUAUGAAAGAGAUGCUGAAAAAGAGUAAAAUGGAAGGGAGAAGGGCUAAGUCAUUCAACCCUAGAGACAAAGGUGGUGAAAAGAAAGGUGGUGGGCUUGCUAGAAGUUCAAGUUGCAUUCCUGCUAUUACAAGAGAUAUCAAUGAUUUCACAAUCACCAAUUAAUCUUAUCUUAUAACAUAGAAGUUAACCGUAUGUUUGAAUUGAUGGUAAGUUUAAUAGAAUCUCAGCGAGUCACCGUAAUUUUAUUCAAUAAUAUUACGGUGAGACCAUCAUGAUUUCAUCAACUCAACGUGAUUUCAGACAUGCAUUAAGUGUUUUAAUUCUGUAUUGAUUAAUUCUAUGUUGUUUAGGAGCAUGGUUUAUAUACUCGUUCCUUUUUUUUCUUUUCUUUUCUUUUUUCUACUGACUAGUGACUACUCCUCAGAGUCUUUAGGGUUUGAUCAAGAUAACAUAACCCUAAAGUCAUACCUUUUGAUCCGAGUAUAAGGUUUUUUAGGUCUCUCUCCCUAUCACUAUCAUAGUUUUUAUUGAAGGAUCAAGUUGAACCGUGUGUGAGUUCUUUGUCUUUCUUUUUGAUGGAGAGGGUUUUUAAUACUUUGUAUUUUAGUCAGUGGCUUUUUCAAUGUAUUUUAGAUAUUUCCAAUCUUAUAACAGAAAUAAAAUUUGCUUCAUGCAUUGAUCUA
Medicago truncatula (barrel medic) is the source of this 1180-nucleotide messenger RNA. RefSeq lists its product as uncharacterized. The record is from RefSeq and is a predicted model, not a curated record. The transcript has a single exon. NCBI's taxonomy places the organism in Eukaryota, Viridiplantae, Streptophyta, Magnoliopsida, Fabales, Fabaceae. The coding region runs from base 69 to 659 and encodes 196 amino acids.